Molecule: messenger RNA, 2448 nt
Organism: Plasmodium gonderi
Lineage: Eukaryota; Apicomplexa; Aconoidasida; Haemosporida; Plasmodiidae
Product: RNA-binding protein
Exons: 1
Coding region: 1-2448 (815 amino acids)
Biological process (GO): regulation of gene expression
Cellular component (GO): cytoplasm; nucleus
Molecular function (GO): mRNA binding
Source: RefSeq, a predicted model, not a curated record
AUGAUAAAACAAAAGAGGUCUUACACGCAUGCCAACCAUGAAGGAGAAAUAAGCAACAAUAGUGAGGAGGAAAAUACAUUUAAAAGACCACGAAAUGAGAGUGCUAGUAGCAACAGGUCAUUCGGAAGUUAUAAUGAUGAUGAUAAUGGUAAUUAUAACGAUAGCUAUAACGAUGGCUAUAACGAUAACUAUAACGAUGGAUAUAACGACAAGUAUAACGACAAUGAUGAUAGAAUAAAUUAUUCUGGUAGUAGUGGGAUAACUACAGAAAUGAGAAUCCCCUACUGCCUUCUCUUACCAAAUAGGGCCAUCGGAUUUGUUAUUGGAAAAUCGGGAAAUAAUGUCCGUGAAAUUGAAAAAGCUUGCGGGGCUAUCAUAAAAUGUCAAAAAGAAUUUGAUGUAUCAGUUUACCCACCCCCAACUGAAAAAAUACUUACCAUUUUUGGAAAAAAAGAAAAUAAAAAAAAAGCAUUAGAAUUAGUUUUAGAAAAAUCAAAAAAUGUUAUGGAUUUUCAUGAAGAAGAUGGAAAAGAAUCGAUUGUUAUAAUUGUACCUACUAGAUCCAUACCAAUCAUUAUCGGGCAGAAGGGAUCUAAAAUUGCUGCUCUAUCUGAAAAAUCACAAUGUGAAAUUAACGUUCAUAAGGAUGAUGUUCCAGGAAUUAAAGAUAAGGCUAUAUUUAUUAAAUCAAAAAAAAUUGGAAAAAUUAUUGAUUGUAUAGGUAUCAUUUAUGAUCUACUAGAGGAUAUUGUUGAAAAUGGUAUUCUUUCCAUGUAUGAAUUUCCAGGCGUUUCAAAAAAUGGUUCCAAUGGCCCAUCUGGUACUGUAGGUUAUAAUCCCUUAGUAGAUGCACCUGGUGGAAACACUGGAGGAGCAGGAGGAGGUUCUAUGAACAACAGUAAUGUUCCAAUUAGUGCAACAGGAAAUAUGAACAACAACAUGAUGAAUAAUCACAACGGUGGUAGUGGUAGUGGUGGACCUAACAAUCACUACGGUCCCACGAAUAACCAUUUCCACAGUGGAGGGAAAUACAUGAAAAGAAAUGAUAAUUCGUAUGAAAAUAUAGGCAGUGAUGAUUAUGACAACUUCUCGGUUCCGAAAGAAAAGAAUUUGCUAUUGCACAAAUUUGGAAAAGAAAUUAGCGCUUGUGUUAUUCGUUUUGUUUUAGAUGUGGAAACUACGGCUUGGAUUAUAGGAAAGUCUGGAUGUCAUAUAAAAGAGAUAAGAACCAUAACAGGAGCAGGUGCAGUAAUAGUGGAUGCACCUGAUAACAUUGAAAAUGUAAAAACAUGUGAUCGUAUUUUAACCCUAUCCGGGUCGGCGGAAAAUAAGUUUAAUGCACUAAAAUUAAUUGUAAGACAAAUGGAAGAAAGAGAAAAAAACAUUAAUCAUCCAAUGCGUAUGUUAGUUCCAGGUAAGGCAGCUAGCUUUUUAAUAGGUAGAAAAGGAUCAAUUAUAAAAUAUAUAACUGAAAUGUCAGGUUCUCAAAUUCAAGUAGCGAAAAAUAAAGAAAGUGAAAAUGAAAAGCUAGUCUUAAUUAGCGGUUCACCAGAUUCCAAAAUUUUAGCCUCUAUCUUGGUUCUACAAAAAUUAGAAGAAUACGAAAACCCGGCCAUAGCAAGGGAAGGGUUAUUAAUUCCCCUAAAUGAUACUUAUUUUAACCCAAAUAAUAGUAAAUAUACAAAUAAUAAAAAAGGAAAUAACAACAACAGUAAUGGUAAUAACUAUAAUAAUAAUAAUAACAACAGUAACAAUAAUGCAUUACCCAAUAAAUCUCUGAAUAACAAUCAUCAAAUUGGUAUGAACGUCAACGAUCGUUACUUCUCUUCAAACUCUAUGACAAAUAAUAACUAUGGUAGUUCGGCACAUAAUGGUAACACUGGUUUUAAUUCAACCAACAACCGUCUUGAUAGUCGCUCGAACAUCCACCCAAAUCAGCAUUCUAAUAAUCUUACCAAUAAUCGGUAUGUAAACAAUAAAGAGGAUGGUAUCCAUGUUCCUAUGAAUAAUUACCCAUACGAUGACAUUAACAUACCUAAUAAUAAUAAUAGCACCAAUAACAAUCAUUCAAACAUGAAUAAUCAACAACUUAGUUCACUUAAAAAUCCAAAUGACAUGAAAGAUAAAAUAGAGAAAAUGUUCUUACAACAAAUAUAUAAAUCUUUUCCCAUUUCUUCACUACCCAAAAUAUUAUCUAUCACACAACCAUACACCAUUGAAUUAAACAUGCCUGAUGUAUAUUUGGAAACAUUUGAUUCACAAAAUAAAAAUGGAAAAUCAUUAAUAGAAGAAAUUAUUGAAAAGUCUGGUUGUAAUAUAUCUAUAUGUACAGAUUCUAACGAUUCUUCUUCUUACACCUUUAUUCUCUCCAUAACGGGUUCACCCCUUGCCAAUUCUAUUGCCAUUCUUAUGAUUCAGGCCAAAAUAUUUCAAUUCGAUUGGUUUUGA